This is a messenger RNA of Eublepharis macularius, 6252 nucleotides long. RefSeq names its product serine protease 23 (gene PRSS23). NCBI's taxonomy places the organism in Eukaryota, Metazoa, Chordata, Lepidosauria, Squamata, Eublepharidae. The record is from RefSeq and is a predicted model, not a curated record. Gene Ontology annotation, molecular function: serine-type endopeptidase activity. The coding region runs from base 313 to 1452 and encodes 379 amino acids. Gene Ontology annotation, biological process: proteolysis. The transcript is spliced from 2 exons.
UCCUCUCCCAGAAAGUUUCCUUCUUUCAGCAAAGAGGGCGGGAGGCGUCCCGGCAGCUCCGGCGUGACACCUGCGGGGCGAGAUCGGCCCCCGAUAGGCGCCCCUUCGCCAGGUUUCUCCCCCAGGGCUGCGAGUUCGAGCGCUCCGGAGAGGAAAGGGCCCCCCAGGGAGCGGAUCGCAAGCCCCGCGGUGGGGGGCGGAUCUGAGCCGGAGGAGAGCGUCCAGCCAGCCCCCGACGGGACCCUUGCGAGCCAUGGCACUGGAGGCUUCGCCGGCGUGAGCUCCGGGGGGGAGGAGGAAGAGGCCACCGGGAUGAGAAGAUCAACGGUCAGCAUGGUGGGCCUGCCAGCUCUUAUCUUUCUCCUGUGGACCGUGGAAGGUGUGAUAUCCUCCAGUUCUCAUUGGAAGCCCACCUGGCCUUCUUACAAGGUUCCAGUCGUUGUGCCACAGUUGACUGUCAAUUUGGACAAACCGCAGUUUGAUGCAGAAGCCAAAUUAGAAGUGGUCUCACCUUGCGACCCAUCUUGCCACAAGCGUUCCCCAUUACCAACUUAUGAAGAGGUAAAAGACUAUCUUUCUUAUGAAACUUUGUACUCCAAUGGUUCCCGUACGGAGACGGAAGUUGGCAUCUACAUCAUUACUAGCGGCAAUGCAGGGGCGCCGAGCAGAUCUCGGACAAAGAGGCAAAUCUAUGGAUAUGAUACAAGGUUUAAUAUUUUUGGCAAGGACUUCUUGCUCAACUACCCGUUUUCCACUUCCGUGAAGUUGUCCACAGGUUGCACUGGAACGUUGGUGGCUGAGAAGCAUGUCCUAACGGCAGCUCACUGCAUUCAUGAUGGCAAAAGUUAUGUCAAGGGAGCCAAAAAACUACGAGUGGGAUUUCUAAGGCCCAAGCUGAAAGACGGUAGCAAAGGAGCAAAUAUCAGCAGCUCCUCAGAACCCGAAAGAAUGAAAUUCCAGUGGAUCCGUGUGAAGCGGACACAUGUUCCCAAAGGAUGGAUAAAAGGGAACGCCAAUGACAUUGGCAUGGAUUAUGACUAUGCGCUGUUGGAACUGAAGAAGCCUCACAAAAGAAAGUUCAUGAAUAUAGGCGUGAGUCCACCAGCAAGACAGUUGCCCGGAGGAAGGAUUCAUUUCUCCGGCUAUGACAACGAUCGGCCUGGAAAUCUGGUUUACCGUUUCUGUGACGUCAAAGACGAAACCUUCGAUCUCUUGUAUCAGCAGUGUGACGCUCAGCCGGGAGCCAGUGGUUCCGGUGUUUACGUGCGAAUGUGGAAGAGACCGAACCACAGAUGGGAACGUAAAAUUAUUGGGAUAUUUUCAGGGCACCAGUGGGUAGACACCAACGGCUCUCCCCAGGAUUUCAACGUGGCUGUCCGCAUCACGCCCCUGAAGUAUGCACAGAUUUGUUACUGGAUCAAAGGCAACUACAUGGACUGUCGGGAUGGGUAAAGACAAUGAACAUCCCAGAAGGGCCUUGACUGCUUAUUUUCUCUCUAUUGCCAACGCGCAUGAUUCUCUUUAAUAAAUACCUGGAUGCGGGGGUUAACAGGGAGGUCUAUCUUCUUUGCGGGGGUAAUUUGUGUUAGAGAACAAGCCCAGUUAGAAGGCAUGUGUUUGGCAAUGAGAGCCCGGCUGAUCCUAGAUUGCAGGUUGACCUGAAGUGCAGAUUUAGCCUUACACUUCUCCUCCAGCGACUCACUUCCUCUUGUUCCUUCUGCGUCUGAAGGCGCAUUCAUGGUGCUCUUAUGUUUAUGUAGCAUACCAGAGGUAGGAAGGAAGAGGAGAAGGAAGAAAAGCAGGGGUUACUCAGGAGCCGGUGGCUGGGCAUCUCUGGCAGCUCUCGCACCGGGGGAAAUUGCACCCAAAGUAGUCCAGGCCCUGUGGCAGAGCAAAGGGUUUCCCUUCUAGCACAUGAAAUUGGCCGCACAAGGCUGGUACGGAGAAGAGCAACCACCAAACCAUCCAUUUAAGUGAUAUGAAAGAGAUGCAGCUGAUCCCAACAGGCAUCGAUUGAUUUUAGAAGUAGAAGUUGAAAUCCAUCGCGCUCACCCUUAGCAUCAGGGGAAGGCCUCUGUGCCCCAUUUGUUUGCUCUCCAGGGCAGCUGAUGGUCCGUCACGUGAGACAGGAUGCUGGACUGAGUGGACCGCUGGUCUGAUCCGGCAGGGUUCUUCUGAUGUCCUUCAGAGCUACUCGCUAUGAAGGACACGCCACAUUUAUCUAUGGUGCUUCCUUUCUUUCUCCAUCUGCUUGCCCAGUGCUUGGAGAACAGGCAGGCGUUUGCCGGAUGUAUCGUGGCGAUGUGCUGAGAGGAGUGUUUGAGACUUUGAGAGCCCGUUCAACCAGGUUUCCUCUACCUUCUGGCCUGAUUCUUACACUGCUUUUACAAGUCACAUCUCAGUCUUCCCUCUAGUCAUUUUAACCCCACCCUUCUUUAAAGAAGCUCAGAGUAAUGGAGUACAUCCACCUUGCCUUCACAACAGCCCUGUGAGGGAGAUCAGAGUGAGGGGGAAUUACUGGCCCCAAGUCUCCCAGCAACCAUCAUUAGCAGAGUGGGGAACUGAACCCAAACACAGAUCCUACUAACUUGAAACACAAAGCUGCCAUAUACUGAGUCCAGCCAUUGGCCUGUCACUGUCAGUAUUGUCUGCUCUGACGGGCAGCCGCUCUUCAGGGUAUUUUGACACUCUGACCUCUCCAUCUUGGCAGCUGGGCUUAUGUCUUGGGAUGGGCAACUUUGGAACAGUAAUUCAGGUGUCUGCUUCUGAGAAAGAGAGAGCGAGCCCGUGGAGGAAAGGUCUGAAGUUCCAAGGCGGUCCAAGAUGGUUAUGUCUGACUGUUCACAGUGUCAGGUGCAGCUGUGAUGGUGGGUCCCUGUCUUAGGUCUUUCUGGUCUUGUUCUCUGGUGGAUUCUGCUCCUACAACAGGCUUAAUUCAGACACCUGUGGUCUAUCGUUCAGACAAGUCUACACCACUCCACAGUAGGCACACCCCAUGUCAAAAGAGUAAUUUCUGGUUUGCCAGAAUUCAAACAUCACGUCAAACCAUGUCACUUCCUUAAUCAUGCUUUGGCCCGAUGACUGAACCGGUCCAAAGGCAUCAAAUGCACAAAUACCUUCUUGAAAAGCUGCUUUCCCUGCUGCCCCAGUUUCGCUCUAGUUGCCAGAGAAACUCCAAGGUUCUUUUAACUGUCUACAAAGCUUGGCAGGGUAUGAGAGACGAGGCUGCAGCCUUCCCCUGAGAUCUCUGCAUGUGCCAAAGAAGUCUUAGAAAAGGAUGUCUGAGGUUUUGCAGUGGUCGCCUCAGAGGGUGCAAGCCACUGUAGAAGACCCCACGGAGACCUUUGACCCUGUGGCUCAGAAGAUGAGCCUUCAGGUUCCUCUAGACCUCCUUUCAGUUGCCAGCAGAAGAAAUUGUGGAAACCACUAGACAAGCAGAAUAAAUUCGCAAAAACAUUCAGCUUUGCUGGAUUUAUAUCACUGUAUACCAGUUACUCAGCUUCAAAGAGGAGCCUAAUUACAUAAUAGGUUUUCCUCAUGCAUUCCCCAAGUCUGCGUGAUCAAAUUUGCAUUGUGAGUUUUAUGCAAGCCUGAUCUGGAUUGGGACCACGUUUCAAGAGAGGAGGCAUAAGACUACCCCCCUAUACACACUAUUGUCUUGACCAAAAUUGCUCUGUGGGUUCUCAUUACCCCAUUGGGGAAACUUAGAUCUACCCCAUGAGUGCACAUUAAUUGCCCCAAAGGGGCAAUUUAUGCCCCACCUGGUUGUUUCAGGUCAGGAAAACAGUACGAGGGGAAGGCAUCAGCCUCUUCACCCUAUGUAUCGUAGUUUCAGUCUGAAUUGGGCCCAUUCAUACUUAAGACUGACUGCCUAGCACAGAAUUUGCAAUAUACAUUUGAUUGCAUGAAUUUGGAGAGGACUUGAGGAAAACGGUAAAAUUUAGUUCUUCCCCAAGUUGCUCUGCAGUGACAUCUUCCUAGAAUUGUAGGGCAGGUUAAUUGAUGGACUAAACCAGACUUUCUUGUUAACUUCUCUACAAUGGACCCUAGAAGGCGUGCCAUAUGAUUAAGAUGGAAAGUUGGUUUUCCCAACCACACCAGUGGUUGACAGCCAGAGAAAAAGGCUGGGGAAUGUUGAUUUUGGGUUGCUCAUGCUGUGAGCAUGGAUCGCCCCACACAUGUGCACCCUACUGUCAUGUGCUGAAUUCCACUUCUGUCUAGACACCACUGCUAAUCAUGUCGGAUACCUUGAAAAGAAAGGCCAAAAUGCUGAUUUAAGUAUCUUGCACUGGCUGUGCACAACUGGCUGGGUGUCAGCACAGAUUGGCAUUCUCCCAGGGUGUCUUCAUGCUGGUGCAUGAAGAAUAAGGCCAUUUCAUUGAGGUUUUUGCCAAGUUCCGAGAACAAAGCAAUAAGACAGUUCAGGUCUAGAAGGGAUGAGUCACUCUACAAACUGGAUGGAGCAAGGGAGAGUUUCCCCUUCCCAAGUCAGUGAAGAACGUUGGCAGGGGUGCCCCACACCUCCAAACCCUGCUUAUCUCAUUGCCAGCUGUUUAAUGUUGAAUCUUACGGGGGGGGAUGCAAAAUCCAAACCGAUGCUGCAGAUGUUCUUAAUAAUUUGUUGCACUGAAACACUGCCCUAGACUGCAAGAUGAGAAUGUGUCCCCCUCCCAUCUGAAGCUGGGGGGAAAAUGGAUGCAAGGGGCUUUGUGCUUGACAAAUGAGGGGAACGGUGGUGCGCGUGGAAAGGGAAUGCCUAUGGGCAGUGUGUGGUGCCCUCAAGUCAUAGCUGACUUAUGGCGACCCCUGGUGGGGUUUUCAUGGCAAGAGACUAUCAGAGGUGGUUUGCCAUUGCCUGCCUUUGCAGUCCUGGACUUCGCUGGAGGUCUCCCAUCCAAGGUCAACCCCGCUUAGCUUCUGAGAUCUGACGAGAUCAGGCUCACCUGGGCUAUCCAGGUCAGAGCAGGGAAGCUCUUAAAAUGGAGCAAACCUCCAGGGCAGCGAAAGCGCCUCGGUCUGUUGUCUGGUGUCCUCAGCUUGGCAUCGAAUGAGGACCAAUUAAGACAUCUGACAGCAGAUGUGGGUCUGGAAUCUUGAGAAAGUGCCCGGAGAGGGCAUGGUUUGCAAGAAAGAAGUGGGGAGGGGGACAUUUCACCUUAUUUCUACCUGCUGCUCCCCCCCCCCCGAUUUCAUUUAGCCAGAGUUCCAGAUGGAGGUUUUGCUGCGAUGUGACAAUUAGAAAGUGGCUAGGGGAGGACACAACUGGAAAUGGGGAGAACCAGCAAGGGGUCGGGAGGGGGCUUGAAGUGGGGAGGGGGUUACUUAACCCCCCACCUGCUAUUUUCCUCCCACAACUUCCUCCCCACAGCCAGGAUUUCCGAAGACCCAUAGUCCAAGCCCAAGAACACUUUCCGAGGAGUAAGCCCUAUGGAGUAGCCCUAAGUAGGACUGUGAAUAGAUCUGCCCAGGAUUGCUCUCUCAGUUUUGUGUGAGUGGGCCCCUGGAGGAAGAUUAGAGGGGAAAAUAUGGGACAGAAAAGGACCCCGCCUCUCAUUUCCCUGCAAAACAUGCCACUUCCUUGCUCCUUUGCAGCUGUUCAGCAGAGAUUGGGGCUUCUGUCCUCACGCCUGCUGUUGGAAUAUCUAGUUUGGCUCGAAGCACAGUCCCUCUGCAUACAUUGGCAGCUGAUUUCAGACUCCGCUGCACUCUUUGUGCCAGUGCUGACAUCCAGAACUAGUUCGAUUAGAAUGUGUCUAGCUGUGGGUCUUUCCCGAUUCUUUCUUCUCCUCCCACCUUAUUGAUUUCCAGGUGUUGAUAUACACUCUUGAAUGGUGCUUUGAUUUUAUUUUGUUUGUUUGGCAAUUGCUGCGAUUCCUGCACGGGACGCCAGCACCGCCUCUGCCUCUGUUCAAAUGCCAGGUCUAGCUCUGACACGUAAUGGGACCCCUCUUUGGGGCUGUUUUUCUGGUGCCUUCGCGAUACAUGCAGUUCCUAAGGCCUUACGAGGAAGUAUGAAUAACCUCUUCAUGUAUUUCACAAAACGACAGCCGCUUUCUUUCUCGGAUGUGGGUGACUGUGGGACUGGCGCAUUUCUGUUUUGAAUGUAUCCCAGCCAUUCGAAAGAAGUCACAGGACUUCGGUGCAGAUAAUUUUGUGCAUAUCAAUCAAUAUUUGUCUGGAAUGAAAACACACACUGUCAUUUUACUUGUUUUGUAAGGUGGUUCAAAUAUAGCACAGUUUGAUCAACUUCCA